AUGUUCAUGGUUAGAGACCACCAGAUGUUGCAGUGUGAUCUCAUGUUCUGUAUGGAGAGAAAGUGGAAAUCCAACGUUGAAAUUGCUCCCAAUUGUCCUCGUUGUGCCUCUCCCAACACCAAAUUCUGUUAUUACAACAACUAUAGUUUGUCUCAGCCUAGGUACUUCUGCAAAGGCUGCAGAAGGUAUUGGACUAAAGGCGGUUCCCUAAGGAACGUACCCGUCGGCGGCGGAUGUCGGAAGAGACAACAAGGGAAGUCGAUGAGGGAAAGUGUCGAGAAAAGAGGUCGAGUUUCGAUGUCUUGUAAGAAUUCAAGUAGUUCUUUUUCUAAUGAGGAUUCAGGGAAUCGACCCGAUAUCGACCUAGCAGUUGUUUUCGCCAAAUUCUUGAACCAAAACUCAAGUUUUGAUCAACCUGAGCUGAAUGAAGAUAACAAUUCAUCAAUGGAGUGCCAGAAACCGGAUGUUCAUUCAAUUCAGGAGCCUAACAGGCUUCGAGAAAUGCCAGAAACCGAUGAGAUAGAGGCGUUCGGGUUACAAAGUUUGUUAGCAGCCGAAGAUCAAGUGGUGUUACCGGACGGAUUAUGGACUGACCAUGAUGUUGCUGCAACAACACCAGACUUUGCAUGGCAAAUGCAACAAUUGGAGUCAUUUCCAGUGGAUGAUCAACUAAAGGUUUCUGCAAACUUAAUGAAUGAAGAUUGGGGUUCUUUCGAUCUUUCUGGGUUUGGAAUUUUUUCGAAGCCUUGA
Messenger RNA from Hibiscus syriacus, 750 nucleotides. RefSeq names its product dof zinc finger protein DOF1.2-like. Gene Ontology annotation, molecular function: DNA-binding transcription factor activity; DNA binding. The transcript has a single exon. Gene Ontology annotation, biological process: regulation of DNA-templated transcription. The record is from RefSeq and is a predicted model, not a curated record. The coding region runs from base 1 to 750 and encodes 249 amino acids. Lineage: Eukaryota; Viridiplantae; Streptophyta; Magnoliopsida; Malvales; Malvaceae.